AUCAGAAAGAAAAGAAAAAGCGCAGAGCCAUGCUGGGUUUAAACAGGAUUCUGAGCCUCCGGGCAGAGCGGAUUCGGAGCUGUGGUUCGCCGGGAGUGAGACUCUCAUCCCGGUCUUCUUCAUGCCAAAACCCCGGUGCCAGUUCGAGGAUUUACUGUGCGUGUCUGUUGCUGUUGCUGCUGGUGACGCCUCGGGUGGACUCUUCAUGGUGGUACAUUGGUGCACUGGGGGCCCGUGUGAUCUGUGACAACAUCCCAGGCUUGGUGAACAAGCAGCGGCAACUCUGCCAGCGCCACCCAGACAUCAUGCAGGCCAUCGGUGAGGGCACCAAGGAGUGGAUCAGAGAAUGCCAACACCAGUUCAGACACCAUCGCUGGAACUGCAGCACACUGGACCGCGACCACACUGUGUUUGGACGUGUCCUGCUACGGAGUAGUCGUGAAGCAGCAUUCGUCUAUGCUAUCUCCUCAGCAGGAGUGGUAUAUGCGCUUACUCGCGCCUGCAGCCAGGGGGAACUGAAGACAUGUAACUGCGACCCACACAAGCGUGGGCGGGCUAGUGAUGUGAGAGGAGAGUUUGACUGGGGUGGCUGUAGCGAUAAUAUCAACUACGGGAUAAAGUUUGCCAAAGCCUUCAUAGAUGCCAAAGAGAGGACUGUCCGAGAUGCACGGGCACUCAUGAACCUACACAACAAUCGCUGUGGCAGAACAGCAGUGAAGCGAUUCAUGAAGCUGGAGUGUAAAUGUCAUGGAGUGAGCGGCUCUUGCACGCUGCGGACAUGUUGGAUGGCCAUGUCAGACUUUAGGAAGACUGGUGACUACCUGAGGAGGAAAUACAACGGGGCCAUCGAGGUGACAAUGAAUCAGGAUGGGACAGGCUUCGCUGUAGCCAACAAAGCCUUCAGGAAGGCCACCAAGAAUGACCUGGUCUACUUUGAGAACUCUCCGGAUUAUUGCCUGCAAGACAAAGCAGCAGGUUCCCUGGGCACGGCUGGGCGGGUCUGCAAUAAGACAUCACGUGGCACAGACGGCUGCGAGGUCAUGUGCUGUGGACGGGGCUACGACACCACGCGAGUCAAGCAAAUCACCAAGUGCGAGUGCAAAUUCAAAUGGUGCUGUGCUGUGGAGUGUAAGGACUGUGAGGAGGCCGUGGACAUACACACAUGCAAGGCCCCAAAACGAGCCGAAUGGUUGGACCAGACCUGA
Molecule: messenger RNA, 1205 nt
Organism: Seriola dumerili (greater amberjack)
Lineage: Eukaryota; Metazoa; Chordata; Actinopteri; Carangiformes; Carangidae
Gene: wnt2b
Product: Wnt family member 2B
Exons: 6
Coding region: 30-1205 (391 amino acids)
Biological process (GO): canonical Wnt signaling pathway; multicellular organism development; neuron differentiation
Cellular component (GO): extracellular region
Molecular function (GO): cytokine activity; frizzled binding
Source: RefSeq, a predicted model, not a curated record